CCUCCGUCCUGGGCUCCUGCCUCCAGCCGGCGCCGGCCCAGACCCCAGUGACCAUCGUCCUCACCCCGCCGAGCCCCGUGGUGGGAGGGGACGUCAGCCUGGACCCACAGCCACUGCCACAGGGCUUCGUGUUCUGCAGCUGGCACCGAUCAGCGACCGCUGCUGAAAACAACCGGAUCCUCACCUACUUCCCACUAACGCCCCCCGUUCAGGUCCCUGGCCCGGCCCAGACGGGGCGGGAGACAGCGGGGCCGGGCUGCGCCCUGAACAUCGCGGGGUUAACACUCAAUGACACCGGGAACUACUCGGUGCUGAUAUACAUCCCUACCGCCGCUAACCCUGUCCUCGCCAAGGUGGUUCUGCGCGUCUCUGAGCUGCAGGCUCCACAGUGGGGUGUGUACGAUCAGCUGCGGAGAUGA
This is a messenger RNA of Terrapene triunguis (Three-toed box turtle), 419 nucleotides long. RefSeq names its product carcinoembryonic antigen-related cell adhesion molecule 16-like. The record is from RefSeq and is a predicted model, not a curated record. Lineage: Eukaryota; Metazoa; Chordata; Testudines; Emydidae. The annotation marks the transcript as partial. The transcript is spliced from 2 exons.